This is a messenger RNA of Cucurbita pepo subsp. pepo (vegetable marrow), 1033 nucleotides long. RefSeq names its product transcription factor MYB30. The record is from RefSeq and is a predicted model, not a curated record. Gene Ontology annotation, biological process: response to auxin. Lineage: Eukaryota; Viridiplantae; Streptophyta; Magnoliopsida; Cucurbitales; Cucurbitaceae.
GCAGCUGACUUGGGGCAUGCUGCUGCUGCUGCUGUUGCUGCUGUGCUUAAGAAAUUUGAAGGCUAAGGAUAUGGGGAGGCCUCCAUGUUGUGAUAAAAAUGGUGUCAAGAAAGGACCUUGGACUCCCGAGGAGGAUAUUGUUUUGGUCUCUUAUAUUCAAGAACACGGCCCUGGAAAUUGGCGGGCCGUUCCAGCUAAUACAGGGUUGCUCAGAUGUAGCAAGAGUUGUAGGCUGCGAUGGACGAAUUACCUUAGACCGGGAAUCAAACGGGGUAACUUCACUGAUCAAGAAGAGAAGAUGAUUGUUCAUCUUCAAGCUCUUUUGGGGAAUAGAUGGGCGGCUAUAGCUUCGUAUCUUCCGCAAAGAACCGACAACGAUAUAAAAAAUUACUGGAACACGCAUUUGAAAAAGAAGCUAAGGAAGGUUCAAGUGAGUUCAAUGGGGCAUUUUGGAGAUGGGUUUUCAUCAUCUUCAUCAUCAAUGCCAAGAGGACAAUGGGAGAAGAGGCUUCAAACGGACAUUAGAAUGGCAAGACAAGCCUUAUGGGAAGCUCUCACGCCACAAAAUUCAGCUCCUUUUGGUGAAAUAAUAAAGCCUUCAUACCACAAAGUUCAAUCCACGGGCUAUGCGUCAAGCACUGAGAAUAUAGCCAAAUUGCUGACCGGGUGGAUGAAAAAUCCACCCAAGACUACGGCGGAGAGAUGCCCAAAUGGUGGUAGCUCCGGCGGCGGAGCUGAUGAAUGUGAGGAUAAUAUGGGGUCGUUUUUUAGAUUUGAGUGUUUUGAAACGUCAAAAUCUAAUUCGGAGGAAAUGAAAGCUGAUCCUGAUGUUCAUGAUUUGCCACUUUCCAUGUUGGAAAAAUGGCUUUUUGAGGAAAGUGGUGGAGUUCUUCAAGGAAGAGAUCAUGAUCAUUGCCUUGAUAAUAUUGGAUUCUAGAGGGACUAUUUUUUCAUAUGUCCUUUAAAUUUAUUUAACUCAAUAGUAUAGAGAAUGAAUGUAAAUUCCUUAUUCAUGUUCUUAUUUACUAAAUCA